AAAAUACGCACAAAAGAAAGAAAGCCCAAUUUAACUAGAAGCGCCUCGCAGUUCAGCCACAACGACCAAACUGACAAGAUGGAACAAUCUCUCUCCACUCUGACGUUCAAAGGUUCAAUCAUUGAAGCCAUUGCUGAAGCCAAACAGCAAAAAAAGCUGUUUGUAGUCUAUAUCUCUGGUGACAAUCUGGAGUCACAUAAUCUAGCAACAUCUACAUGGGCAGAUUCUACUUUGGCAGAGUCAAUAUUGAAGUACUGCAUUUUGCUACACAUCUCAGCAGGGAGUACAGAUGCUGCAAACUUUUCUGCUCUGUAUCCUCAGAAGUCUCCCCCAUGUUUAACAGCUAUUGGAUACAAUGGUGUAUUAUUAUGGCAGUAUGAUGGCUUUUUCACGGCUGAUAUUGUAGCAUCCAGCAUUGAAAAAUCAUGGUUGAGUCUUCAUAUUCAGGAAACAACUGCAACUUACUUGACUGCUGCGUUGGCCUCCAAAAAUCAACCAACUUCUGAAACUUCUGGUAGUAGCUCAUCUGAUCAAGGGAGUUCGUCAAGAGAAAAUAACAUGUCUUCUCCUGUAAAUGUACCAGAAGUAGAAUCAUCAGCAAGGCAUGAGAAAGGGGAAGAAACUAGUUUUCCUGAAUCUGCUUCCAAGGAUGAAAAUUCAAAACCACAUGAUAUGGUAUUGGCUGAAUCCCCUUUGGUGAAUGAAAUGGGGACCUCUGAAUAUUAUGGGACAUCUGGAGCUUCUGCAACUCCAGGUCCUGUGUGUUUUAGCAACACUCAAGACAAGUCUGUUACUCCAAAAGAGAUUCUCAGUGUUGAUCUAUCACAAUCUGUAAAGAGCAAUUCAACAAAAGUUGAAAAGAACGAAAUUGAGGCCUGCAAAAAUGACAGUGGGGGAACUAAAGACAGUAAUGGGCUGGAGCCUGCUGCUACGAAGUCAAGCGAUGUCCAUUUUAACAUAAAGUUACCUGAUGGAACUAGUUUGCGGACGAAGCUCUCUGUGAUGGAUCCUUUGAGAAAAGUAAAAGAUUAUGUAGAUGAGAACAGGACAAGUUAUAUUGGUCCUUACAAUUUAGCAAUUCCUUACCCGCGGAAGGUUUUUGGGGAACAAGAUCUGAGAAUGACUCUGCAGGAGUUGGAUUUGUUUGGACGGCAAACAUUAAUUGUGGUCCCACAUGGGCCCCGGACCUCCCAAGUCAACAUAGUACCAUCCGUGCGUGGUCAAACAAAUUUUGAUGGAGAUGCCUCUUCCAACGGGAGCCACACUGGGUAUUGGGCAUAUGUUAGGAGGAUUGUAUCUUUCUUUAACCCUUUCUCAUACCUUGGUGGUGGUGCCAGUUCCCCCGAUAUUUCACAGGAUCAUAAAAGUAGCAUGCAGUCGCACGGUGCAAAUCCUUCAUCACGGAACAAUCUCAGAGCAGCAGGUAGAUCAUAUGGAGUAAACUCAUCAAAUCAGAGUACGAGUGUCGCUAGGCGAACAAGCGGUAGGCCACAAACGAGGCCUCCUUUUGGUAGUAAUAUCCAUAGUAUCCAUACUCUAAAGCGCGAUGAGGAGGAUGACAAUCGUUCCAGUGAUAGAAAUACCUUCUGGAAUGGGAAUUCUACACAAUAUGGUGGUGACAACAAUGAUAGCAAUUGA
This is a messenger RNA of Oldenlandia corymbosa var. corymbosa, 1638 nucleotides long. The record is from the annotation of a GenBank genome assembly. Lineage: Eukaryota; Viridiplantae; Streptophyta; Magnoliopsida; Gentianales; Rubiaceae.